This is a messenger RNA of Hyaloscypha bicolor E, 1884 nucleotides long. Its product is annotated as putative FAD dependent oxidoreductase. Bases 1 to 1884 code for a protein of 627 amino acids. The record is from RefSeq and is a predicted model, not a curated record. Gene Ontology annotation, molecular function: flavin adenine dinucleotide binding; monooxygenase activity. Lineage: Eukaryota; Fungi; Ascomycota; Leotiomycetes; Helotiales; Hyaloscyphaceae. The transcript is spliced from 3 exons.
AUGACCACCGACGCCAUUCCUUCCUACCAACGAGUCGAACCCGGCUCAGUAAACAUCGACGUCGAAGACCUCACCAAAAUCCAAACCGCACAGCCCAAAGACAUCGACAAAGCAACCGAAGAAUGGGUCUCCGCAUUCAAUAAAGCCAUCCAGUCCCAUAACCAUGCCGGCCUCACGGAUCUCUUCCUUCCCAACGCUUUCUGGCGGGAUCACCUUUGCCUGACUUGGGAUUUCCAUACCAUGAAAGGCACGGACAAGAUCAAGGAGUUUGUGGCGCAAGGUGGAAGGUGCAGAUUGAAGAAUAUUGAAGUGGAUAGGAGUAGUGAUUUUAGGAAGCCGGUCAUUGCGGGGUUUGAUGGGCAGGGGAAGGUGCAGGGUGUGCAGACUUUCCUGACAACUGAGUCGGAUGUGGGGAGAGGGAUGGGAGUUGCACGAUUGGUGCAGACGGAGGGGAAGUUGAAGGCAUUCACGCUUUUCACUUCGAUGAGAGAGCUGAAGGGUCAUGAAGAGGCUACAUUUGGAAGGCGACCAGAGGGGGUUUCUCAUGGGGGGCAGCCGGGUAGAAAGAACUGGCAGGAGCGCCGCAUUGCAGACGAGAACUUUGAGGAUAGCGAGCCAACUGUCUUGAUUCUUGGUGCUGGUCAAGGAGGUCUCACUCCAGCUGCUAGAUUAAAAAUGCUCGGAGUCAAUGCCCUCAUCAUCGACCGCAACGAGAGAGUUGGAGAUAACUGGAGACAAAGAUACCAUCAACUCGUCUUGCACGAUCCAGUUUGGUACGACCAUUUGCCAUAUAUCAACUUUCCUGCACAUUGGCCAAUUUUCACACCCAAGGAUAAGCUUGCCGAAUUCUUUGAGACCUAUGCGAAGCUGCUGGAGCUAAAUGUCUGGACAAGCACUGAGAUCAAAUCAUCACACUGGGAUAAAUCCAAAGGCCAAUGGACAGUCGUUCUUGAGCGGAGAAAGGAACCUGGCGUUGUCGAGACUCGCACACUUCACCCGAAGCAUAUCAUUCAAGCCACCGGCCAUUCCGGCGAGAAGAACUUCCCUUCACAUAUCCCAGGCAUCUCGGGCUUCAAGGGUGAUCAUCUCUGCCACUCAUCCGAAUUUACUGGUGCCAAGAUGGACGGAAAAGGCAAGAACGCCAUUGUCGUGGGCUGUUGCAACUCAGGACACGACAUCGCUCAAGACUUCUAUGAGAAAGGAUAUGAUGUGACCAUGAUUCAACGUUCAUCCACCUGUGUCAUCUCCUCCAAAGCCAUCCUGGAGAUCGGCCUUGCAGGGCUCUACGACGAGCAAGGACCUCCAGUCGAGGAUGCCGACGUUGCUUUCUGGAGUAUCCCAGCCUCAGUCCUCAAGUCAAUCCACAUCGACGUAACCGUGGCGCAGAACAAGCUUGAUGAGAAAAUCCUUCAAGGUCUUGAGAAAGCCGGAUUCAAGCUCGACCAAGGACCAGAUCGUGCUGGUCUCUUCAUGAAAUACUUCCAGCGGGGUGGUGGAUAUUAUAUCGACGUCGGUGCCUCGCAACUCAUCGCCGACGGCAAAAUCAAGAUCAAGCAGGGCCAAGAAAUCGCCGAAGUACUACCCCACGGAAUGAAAUUCGCAGAUGGCACUGAGCUCCCCGCUGAUGAGAUCGUUUUCGCUACCGGAUAUAAGAACAUGCGGACUCAGACGAGAAAGAUCUUUGGAGAUGAGUUGGCGGAGCAGGUCAACGAUGUUUGGGGGUUCGAUGAAGAGGGUGAGGUGAGGGCCAUGUGGAGAAAGACCGGUCACCCUGGUUUCUGGUUCUUCGGUGGGAAUCUAGCACUCUGUAGAUAUUGGUCGAGGAUGGUUGCGUUGCAGAUUAAGGCGCUGGAGGAGGGGAUUUGCAAGUACGAUGAUAAAUGA